Hippocampus comes (tiger tail seahorse) is the source of this 1149-nucleotide messenger RNA. RefSeq names its product transmembrane immune signaling adaptor TYROBP. The record is from RefSeq and is a predicted model, not a curated record. Gene Ontology annotation, molecular function: phosphatidylinositol 3-kinase binding; signaling receptor binding. Gene Ontology annotation, biological process: microglial cell activation involved in immune response; positive regulation of natural killer cell activation; negative regulation of transforming growth factor beta1 production. The transcript is spliced from 7 exons. The coding region runs from base 632 to 1027 and encodes 131 amino acids. Lineage: Eukaryota; Metazoa; Chordata; Actinopteri; Syngnathiformes; Syngnathidae. Gene Ontology annotation, cellular component: membrane; cell surface.
CAGAAAGUCCACAGCGAAGCACAGGGAAAAUGGCAUGCAGCAAAGUAUUUAUCUUGUUAUUUUGCGUACUUUGCAACCAGGCUGUGGCACAGAAAGACGAUCGCGAAGUGUAUAUGAAUGUGCGGACCUUGAAGAAGACCUGACUGUUUUUGGAUGAGUUUUGUUUAUUUUUUUCCCAGAAACAAAACAAAAAAUAAGCAGGCAGACUUUUUUUUUUUUUAAAUCAUCCUGAAAUCAGAAAAAUCACUGUUAGUUAGACAUCACUCACUCAGGGAUCUUUGGCACCUAUCAAAAAGAAAAAUAAAGUCAUUUUGUUUUUAACAAUGUGAAUAAUUAAGUUGUAACGAUGAAAGAAUGCAGUUGCAAUUUAUGAGAAUGAAGUCAUAAUUUUUCUGUGGAAUAUAACUGCCCAAAGGAAUGAAUAUUGUGACUAUAUUGUCAUUACAGUUUAUAGGCCUAUACCUCUAUUGCUGAUGCUGUUAUAUCUGUGUCUCCAUUAUUUGCAACAAAUAAAGAAAGUAAAUGAGUGAAAUGUUAUGCUGAUCCUGCAAUAAGUGAGGAAACAAAUUUUGUAAAUAGUAACUUCUCUUCAUGGACGCCCUCCUUCUCCUCCUCCUCCAAACACAAUCACAUGUCCACACGUAAGCUUCCCUUCACUAAGUCUGCCUCAUCCUCUUCCUCUGGAAAAUCACUUCUGAUUGACAACAUCUUCUUUAUGGACAAGACCGUGCACAACAUGAAGGACACUUUUUGUAUUGCGAGUUCACUAUUUGGCCCUGGAAGACAAGAAUGUGGCUCUUGUUAUCUCAUCAGCAUGCAUUCCGUCAUAGGCAUUAUUGUCUCUGAUAUCUUCUUGACCAUCUUCAUUGCGGGCUCUGUUUUCUACUUGUUGACCCUCCUCAAGAAAAGGACAGAGCGGGAUGCAAAAAUACAUGCAGAACCAGAAGAGAUAACAGAAUCUCCCUAUCAGGAGUUGCAUGGAAUUCAAUCAGAUGUGUACAGUGAACUUCAACACUUCAGGAAAUGAAAUCCGGUCUUUUUCAGUUCCAUGUUCCAUUGCAUUAACUUUAUGCAUUGUUCCAUUGUGUACUGCUAAAUCUCAUGUCCUGUUUUGCUCUCGUGAAUAAAAUGAUAUGUGCUACAACGAAG